Elephantulus edwardii (Cape elephant shrew) is the source of this 7629-nucleotide messenger RNA. It is a transcript of the gene MAP1B, whose product is annotated as microtubule-associated protein 1B. Gene Ontology annotation, biological process: regulation of microtubule depolymerization; microtubule cytoskeleton organization; axonogenesis. The record is from RefSeq and is a predicted model, not a curated record. The transcript has 7 exons. Gene Ontology annotation, molecular function: microtubule binding; actin binding. Bases 229 to 7629 code for a protein of 2466 amino acids. Lineage: Eukaryota; Metazoa; Chordata; Mammalia; Macroscelidea; Macroscelididae. Gene Ontology annotation, cellular component: synapse; neuronal cell body; microtubule associated complex.
CUAGUCUCCAUGUAAAAGAGGCGCCACCUCCCCGCCCUCUCUCACUCCCCGCUCCUCUCCGCCAAAGCUCGCAGAGGGCGGAGGGGGAGGCGGCGCGCAGCGCCAGGAGGAGGGGGGACGCAGGGGGCGGAGCGGAGGCAGCACCUUCGGAGAUAAUCCUUUCUCCUGCGGCAGAGGAGAGGAGCAGCUAGAGCCGAGCACAUCGCUGAGGCUAAGCGGACCGGCAGGAUGGCGACCGUGGUGGUGGAAGCCGCGGAGCCCGAGCCGUCCGGUAGCAUCGCCAACCCGGCAGCGUCCACCUCACCCAGCCUUUCACACCGCUUCCUCGACAGCAAAUUCUACCUGCUGGUGGUCGUCGGCGAGAUCGUGACCGAGGAGCAUCUGCGGCGCGCCAUCGGCAACAUCGAGCUCGGAAUCCGAUCAUGGGACACAAACUUGAUUGAAUGCAACUUGGACCAAGAACUGAAACUCUUUGUAUCUCGACACUCUGCAAGAUUUUCUCCUGAAGUUCCAGGCCAGAAAAUCCUGCAUCAUCGAAGUGACGUUUUAGAAACAGUGGUUCUGAUCAACCCUUCAGAUGAAGCAGUCAGCACUGAGGUGCGCUUAAUGAUCACAGACGCUGCCCGACACAAGCUGCUGGUGCUGACGGGACAGUGCUUUGAAAACACCGGUGAGCUCAUCCUCCAGUCCGGCUCGUUCUCCUUCCAGAACUUCAUAGAGAUCUUCACCGAUCAAGAGAUUGGGGAGUUACUGAGCACCACCCAUCCAGCCAACAAAGCCAGUUUAACCCUGUUCUGUCCUGAAGAAGGGGACUGGAAGAAUUCCAAUCUCGACAGACACAAUCUCCAAGAUUUCAUCAACAUUAAACUCAACUCAGCCUCUAUACUGCCCGAAAUGGAAGGACUCUCUGAGUUCACUGAGUACCUCUCUGAGUCGGUGGAAGUCCCGUCUCCCUUUGACAUCCUGGAACCUCCCACGUCCGGGGGCUUUCUCAAGCUGUCCAAGCCCUGCUGUUACAUCUUCCCAGGAGGGAGGGGUGAUUCCGCACUAUUUGCCGUGAAUGGAUUCAACAUGCUCAUCAACGGAGGAUCCGAGAGAAAGUCUUGCUUCUGGAAGCUCAUCCGACACUUGGACCGAGUGGACUCCAUCCUGCUCACCCACAUUGGGGAUGACAACCUGCCCGGCAUAAACAGCAUGCUACAGCGAAAGAUAGCGGAGCUGGAGGAGGAGCAGUCCCAGGGCUCCACCACCAACAGUGACUGGAUGAAAAACCUCAUCUCCCCCGACUUAGGGGUUGUGUUUCUUAAUGUCCCCGAGAAUCUAAAAAACCCCGAGCCAAACAUCAAGAUGAAAAGAAGCAUAGAAGAAGCUUGUUUUACUCUGCAGUACCUCAACAAAUUAUCCAUGAAACCAGAGCCUCUGUUCAGAAGUGUCAGCAAUACCAUCGAUCCUGUCAUUCUUUUCCAGAAAAUGGGAGUUGGGAAACUGGAGAUGUAUGUACUUAACCCAGUCAAGAACAGCAAGGAAAUGCAGUAUUUCAUGCAGCAGUGGACUGGCACCAAUAAAGACAAGGCUGAACUAAUUCUGCCUAAUGGUCAAGAAAUAGACAUCCCAAUUUCCUAUUUAACGUCAGUCUCCUCUUUGAUCGUGUGGCACCCAGCAAACCCUGCUGAGAAAAUCAUCCGAGUCCUGUUUCCUGGAAAUAGCACCCAAUACAACAUUCUAGAAGGCCUGGAGAAACUAAAACACUUGGACUUCCUGAAACAGCCACUGGCGACCCAGAAAGAUCUUACUGGCCAGGUAGCCUCUCCUGCGGUGAAGCAAAUAAAGCUGAAACAGAGGGCUGAUAGCCGAGAAAGCCUGAAGCCAGCCCCAAAGCCAGUCCCAAGCAAAACGGUGCGGAAGGAGUCUAAAGAGGAAACCCUGGACAUUGCAAAAGCUAACCAUGUGGAAAAGUCACCCAAAGUGGAAAGCAAAGAAAAGGUCACGGUGAAAAAAGAUAAGCCAUCCAAGCCAGAGGUGAAGCCUUCAAUGAGUGAAAAGGAGGCACCCAGCAAGGAAGACCAGCCCUUGGCGAAAACCGAGGUGGCUGAAAAGCAAGCCACGGACGUCAAACCCAAAGUCACCAAGGAAAAAGUCCCUGUGAAAAAAGAGACGAAGCUCAAGUCUGAAGAAAAGAAAGAGGACAAGCCAAAGAAGGAAGUGGCUAAGAAGGAGGACAAGACACCCAUCAAGAAAGAGGAGAAAACCAAAAAGGAAGAGGUGAAAAAAGAGGUCAAAAAAGAAGUCAAGAAAGAAGAGAAGAAAGAUGUCAAGAAAGAGGUUAAGAAAGAAACGCCGCUGAAGGAAGCCAAGAAGGAAGUGAAGAAGGAAGACAAGAAAGAAGUGAAAAAGGAAGAAAAGGAGCCCAAAAAAGAAAUCAAGAAGGUCUCUAAAGAUAUAAAGAAAACAUCCACGCCUCUCUCUGAAGCAAAAAAACCAGCUGCAUUAAAACCCAAAGUGCCCAAGAAGGAAGAGACUGUCAAGAAAGACGCCCUAAGUGCUGCUGGGAAGCCAAAGGAGAAAGGGAAAAUUAAAGUCACUAAGAAAGAAGGCAAGACCACAGAGGCGGCCGCUGCAGCCAUCGGCGCCGUGGCCACUGCUGCGGCUGUGUCAGUGGCAGCCGCAGCAACCGGCCCUGCCAAAGAGCUGGAAGCUGAGCGCUCCCUCAUGUCUUCCCCGGAGGAUCUCACCAAGGACUUUGAGGAGUUAAAGGCUGAGGAGGUCGAUGUAGUGAAGGACAUCAAGCCUCAGCUGGAGCUAAUUGAGGAUGAAGAGAAACUGAAGGAGAGUGAGCCUGUGGAGGCCUAUGUCAUCCAGAAGGAGACAGAAGUCAUCAAAGGGCCUGCUGAGUCCCCCGAUGAGGGCAUCACCACGACCGAGGGCGAGGGGGAGUGCGAGCAGACUCCCGAGGAGCUGGAGCCCGUUGAGAAACAGGGGGUCGAUGACACUGAAAAGUUUGAAGAUGAAGGCGCUGGCUUUGAAGAAUCUUCAGAGACGGGAGACUAUGAAGAGAAGGCUGAGACCGAGGAGGCGGAGGAGCCCGAAGACGAUGGUGAAGAGAAUCUGUGCAUGAGAAGCUCAAAGCCCAGCCCCAUGGAGGAUGAGGAAAGUGCCAAGGCCGAGGCCGACGUGCACAUCAAGGAGAAGAGGGAAUCUGUGGCCAGCGGUGAUGACCGGGCAGAAGAAGACAUGAACGAGGCAGUGGAGAAAGGGGAGGCCGAGCAAUCUGAGGAGGAAGGGGAGGAAGAAGAGGAGGACAAAGCUGAGGAUGCCAGAGAUGAGGAAUAUGAGCCUGAAAAGGUCGAAGCUGAAGACUACGUGAUGGCAGUGGUUGACAAGGCCGCAGAGGCCAGUGGUGCUGAGGAUCAGUACGGGUUCCUUACCACGCCGGCCAAGCAACCUGGAGCCCAGUCUCCUGCCCAAGAACCUGCCUCGUCCAUUCAUGAUGAGACCCUACCUGGAGGCUCGGAGAGCGAGGCCACCGCUUCCGAUGAGGAGAAUCGAGAAGACCAGCCCGAAGAAUUCACUGCUACCUCUGGCUAUACACAGUCCACCAUUGAGAUAUCCAGCGAACCCACCCCGAUGGACGAGAUGUCUACUCCUCGGGACGUGAUGAGCGAUGAGACUAACAAUGAAGAGACCGAAUCUCCAUCUCAAGAAUUUGUAAACAUCACCAAAUAUGAGUCCUCUCUGUAUGCUCAGGAAUGCUCCAAGCCUGCUGUGUCACUCAAUGGAUUCUCUGACGUGUCAAAAACAGAUGCCACUGACGGCAAGGAUUACAAUGCCUCAGCCUCGACCAUAUCACCGCCCUCAUCCAUGGAGGAAGACAAAUUCAGCAAAUCUGCUCUCCGUGAUGCUUACUCUGAAGAGAAAGAAGUGAAAGGCAGUGCCACGCUGGAAAUCAAAGACACCUCAGCUGUUUUAGAUGGAAAACUCAGUCCAUCCAAGAGUCCAUCUCUGAGUCCUUCUCCACCAUCACCUGUUGAGAAGACCCCUCUGGGUGAACGUAGUGUGAACUUCUCUCUGACACCCAAUGAGAUUAAUGUCUCAGCAGAAACAGCAGUCCCAUUGUCUCCCGGGGUGACUCAAGAAGUAGUUGAAGAACACUGUGCCAGUCCAGAGGACAAGACUCUGGAAGUGGUGUCUCCAUCUCAGUCUGUGACUGGCAGUGCUGGUCACACCCCUUACUACCAAUCUCCUACUGAUGAGAAAUCCAGUCACCUCCCCACAGAAGUCAUCGAAAAAACACCAGCAGCUCCAGAGAGUUUUGAAUUCGAUGAAGCCAAAGAUGACAAUGAGAGGCCUUCUAUGAGCCCGAUGGAUGAACCUGUACCUGAUUCAGAAUCUCCUAUUGAAAAAGUUUUGUCUCCUUUACGAAGCCCACCCCUAAUUGGAUCAGAGUCUGCGUAUGAAAGUUUUCUAAGUGAUGAUGGCAAGACGCCUGGCAGGUGCACUGAAAGCCCCUUUGAAGGAGAAGAGGGCAAACGAGAUUUCCAAGAUCAAAUAAGUCCAGUUUCUGAAACACCUUCCUCUGGCCUUUUCCAAGAGAAACAGGAAAUGAAAGACACAGACUUUAUACCAAUAAAGGAAGACUUUGACAAAGAAAAGAAAGCUGAUGAUAUUGAAGCUGUGAGCUCUCAACCAGAACUGGCUUUGGAUGAAAGAAAAUUAGGAGGAGAUGUCUCUCCUACACAAAUUGAUGUCAGCCAGUUUGGCUCUUUUAAGGAAGACACCAAGAUGUCCAUUUCUGAAGGAACCGUCUCUGACAAAUCAGCUACUCCCGUGGACGAGGGUGUAGCAGAAGACACCUACUCUCAUAUGGAAGGUGUAGCCUCUGUUUCUACAGCUUCUGUGGCUACAAGCUCAUUCCCAGAGCCAACAACGGAUGACGUGUCUCCUUCUCUGCAUGCUGAGGUUGGCUCUCCCCAUUCCACCGAAGUCGAUGACUCCCUUUCAGUGUCUGUUGUCCAAACACCCACCACUUUCCAGGAAACAGAAAUGUCUCCAUCUAAAGAAGAAUGCCCAAGACCGAUGUCAAUUUCUCCACCAGACUUCUCCCCUAAAACAGCUAAAUCCAGGACGCCAGUUCAAGAUCACAAAUCUGAACAAUCCUCAAUGUCUAUUGAGUUUGGUCAAGAAUCCCCCGACCACUCCCUUGCUAUGGACUUUAGUCGCCAGUCUCCAGAUCAACCUGCUGUGGGUGCAGGCGCACUUCACAUCACAGAAAAUGGGCCAACUGAAGUGGACUAUAGUCCUGACUUGCAGGACUCUAGUUUAUCACAUAAGAUACCACCAAUGGAGGAGCCGUCCUACACCCAAGAUAAUGAUCUUUCUGAGCUUAUCUCUGUAUCUCAGGUAGAGGCCUCCCCAUCCACCUCAUCUGCACACACCCCGUCUCAGAUAGCUUCUCCUCUCCAGGAAGAUACCCUAUCCGAUGUGGUUCCUCCCAGAGAUAUCUCCUUAUAUGCCUCUCUCACCUCUGAGAAAGUGCAGAGUCUAGAAGGAGAGAAGCUUUCACCGAAAUCUGAUAUUUCUCCGCUAACUCCACGAGAAUCCUCUCCUUUAUACUCACCUAGUUUUUCUGAUUCUACCUCUGCCGUCAAAGAAGACACAGCAGCUUGCCACACUUCCUCUUCUGUCCCAGUGGAUGCAGCAUCCACAGAGCCCUACGGCUUCCGUGCCUCAAUGUUAUUUGAUACAAUGCAACACCAUCUAGCCUUGAAUCGAGAUUUGACUGCCUCUGGCUUGGAGACCGACAAUGGAGGGAAGACACCUGGUGAUUUUAGCUAUGCCUAUCAAAAGUCAGAGAAAGCAGACAGGUCUCCCGACGAAGAAGGUUAUAACUAUGAGUCAUAUGAGAAAACCCAUCGGACCCCAGACGUGGGAGGCUAUUACUACGAGAAGACAGAGCGAACCAUAAAAUCCCCAUCUGAUGGUGGCUACUCCUAUGAGACCAUUGAGAAAACCACCAAAACCCCAGAAGAUGGUGGCUAUGCCUGUGAAAUUAUAGAGAAAACCACACGGACCCCUGAAGAGGGUGGAUACUCAUAUGAGAUAAGCGAGAAAACAACGAGGACCCCUGAAGUGAGUGGUUACAGCUAUGAAAAGACUGAGAGGUCUCGAAGGCUCCUGGACGACAUCAGCAAUGGCUAUGAUGACACUGAAGAUAGUGGCCACACACUUGGAGAUUCAAGCUACUCUUAUGAGACCACUGAGAAGAUUUCCAGUUUUCCUGAGUCUGAAACGUAUACCUAUGAGACAUCUACAAAGACCACACGGUCCCCUGAUUCUUCCACAUACUGUUAUGAGACCACAGAGAAAAUCACCAGGACCCCUCAGGCAUCUACGUACUCCUAUGAGACGUCAGACCGAUGCUACACUGCAGAAAAGAAGUCCCCCUCAGAGGCCCGCCAGGAUGUUGAUUUAUGCCUGGUGUCUUCUUGUGAGUACAAGCAUCCCAAGACAGAGCUGUCCCCGUCCUUCAUUAACCCCAAUCCUUUAGAGUGGUUUGCCAGUGAAGACCCAACUGAAGAGUCUGAGAGGCCCCUCACUCAAGCAGGAGGAGCCCCACCACCGCCAGGAGGCAAGCAGCAGGGGAGACAGUGUGAUGAAACUCCACCCACCUCAGUCAGCGAGUCAGCUCCAUCCCAGACAGACUCAGACGUUCCCCCGGAAACGGAAGAGUGCCCCUCCAUCACAGCUGAUGCCAACAUCGACUCUGAAGAUGAAUCUGAAACCAUCCCCACGGACAAAACCGUCACAUACAGGCACAUGGACCCACCACCAGCCCCCAUGCAAGACCGCAGCCCAUCUCCCCGCCACCCUGACGUGUCCAUGGUGGACCCCGAGGCCUUGGCCAUUGAGCAGAACCUGGGCAAAGCUCUGAAGAAGGAUCUGAAAGAGAAGACCAAGAGCAAAAAGCCAGGCACAAAGACCAAGUCAUCUUCACCUGUCAAAAAAGGGGAUGGUAAAUCCAAACCUUCUGCUGCUUCUCCAAAGCCAGUGGGCUUGAAAGAGGCCUCUGAUAAGGUGUCCAGAGUGGCUUCUCCUAAGAAGAAAGAAUCUGUGGAAAAGGCCACGAAAACCACCACCACUCCUGAGGUCAAAGCCGCCCGCGGGGAAGAGAAAGACAAGGAGACCAAGAACGCCACCAACGUCUCCACAUCCAAGUCGGUGAAGACUGCCACCGCAGGACCAGGAGCCACCAAGACAGCCAAAUCCUCAGCCGUGCCUCCAGGUCCCCCGGUGUAUUUGGACCUGUGCUACAUUCCUAAUCACAGCAAUAGCAAGAAUGUUGAUGUCGAAUUUUUCAAGAGAGUCAGGUCAUCCUACUACGUGGUGAGUGGAAAUGACCCUGCUGCCGAGGAGCCCAGCCGGGCUGUCCUGGACGCCUUGUUGGAAGGAAAGGCUCAGUGGGGCAGCAACAUGCAGGUGACCCUGAUUCCAACUCAUGACUCAGAAGUGAUGAGAGAAUGGUACCAAGAGACCCAUGAGAAACAGCAAGACCUCAACAUCAUGGUUUUAGCUAGUAGCAGCACAGUGGUUAUGCAAGAUGAAUCCUUCCCUGCAUGCAAGAUUGAACUGUAA